AUGGGUCACAGACUUUUCUCUACCAACCCCAGCGCCGACGACAAUGCCAGCGUUGACGACAAUAUCAGUGUUGACGACAAUACCAGCAUUGAUGACAAUACUAGCGCCAACGAUGUUGCCAGCGCCGAUGCCAACAAUAAUGCUCGCACCGUCACCAACGAAGAGAACGACCAACAACGUUACUUCCGAAUCACCGCCCUCUGCAUCCAACUCAACUGUGCAGCCUACGAGGCUCUUCUCCCGAUCAAUGCCGAUCUCCGCCGAGUUUUUUGCUCUGCCAAUGGGAAUAUCUCAAGUGGUGGAAGGGCAAAAGUAGCCCAGGAGGCACUUAGAUACUUCCGGUCGAUUGUGUAUUCUCUCAGGUUUCAAGAGGAACCUUCACCUAUGGGCCGGGCGAGAAAGGCUGCCUUAGAGUCCGACUGCAACGCCCUCCAACAGUUUCUCACCGAGAUGCACAACCACUGA
Colletotrichum godetiae is the source of this 465-nucleotide messenger RNA. RefSeq lists its product as uncharacterized. The record is from RefSeq and is a predicted model, not a curated record. NCBI's taxonomy places the organism in Eukaryota, Fungi, Ascomycota, Sordariomycetes, Glomerellales, Glomerellaceae. The coding region runs from base 1 to 465 and encodes 154 amino acids. The transcript is spliced from 2 exons.